Ceutorhynchus assimilis (cabbage seed weevil) is the source of this 444-nucleotide messenger RNA. The record is from the annotation of a GenBank genome assembly. NCBI's taxonomy places the organism in Eukaryota, Metazoa, Arthropoda, Insecta, Coleoptera, Curculionidae.
AUGUGGCCCGAAGCCAGGAUAGUCGGCGGAGAAAAAUCGACAUUUGGACGAUGGCCCUGGCAAAUUUCCUUGAGACAAUGGCGAACUUCCACGUAUUUGCACAAGUGUGGAGCGGCACUACUGAAUGAAAACUGGGCAAUUACGGCGGCGCAUUGUGUUGACAAUGUACCACCAAGCGAUUUACUUCUUCGACUAGGCGAAUACGACCUAUCAACCGAAGGCGAACCAUAUUUGCACGAAGAACGUCGAGUACAAAUUGUAGCGUCGCAUCCACAAUUCGAUCCGAGGACUUUCGAGUAUGACCUGGCCUUAUUACGAUUCUACGAACCGGUGCAGUUCCAGCCGAACAUUAUUCCAGUUUGUGUUCCGAAAAGCGAGGAGAAUUUUGUCGGUAGAACGGCUUGGGUUACUGGAUGGGGGCGACUUUAUGAAGGUAACCUGUAA